UUAGAAAGAGGAGAUCUAAACAUAUUAAGUCUCAAAAGUAAAUUAUUAUAAUGUAUGGUCAUCUAGUCGACAUAUUAGUUCGUUUCAUAAGAUAUAUGAGAUAUUUUACAAUUUCAAUCUUGUAGGAGUAGUUCUUUAAUGUUACUCAAUGAAUGCACAUUUGGGUCUAAAAUAUUACUUGCCAUCGACAACUUUGGUAUGGCAAGGAGAGAGCCAAUUUCCACUUGAACCUUCCUAAAUCCCCUUCUCCAACACAAAUUUAAGCCCUGGAAUAAUGCCCAUAGCUCAGCAUUUAGAGAAAAAGUUGUACCAAUUUUAUGAGUGAAUCCCAGUAUCCAUUCUCCUUUGUCAUCACGGAUAACUCCACCUGCAGCUGCUUCAACAGGUUGGCCUCUGGCGCUCCCAUCGACGUUUAGAUUAACAAAUGUCUUGCUCGUUUUUUUCCAGGGGAAGGGAAAUGGAGUACUCCUUGACAAGUUGCUUGCUAUGUCUACUCUUGACCUGGGUCCUACUUCAAGCUCUCCGUUCCAUUACAGGGGGGAGCAGAGCGAGCUCCGGCAAGCUUCCACCUGGUCCACGGCGGAUUCCAAUAUUGGGGAACUUGUUGGAUCUUGGUGACAAACCCCACAAGUCCCUGGCCGAGCUUGCCAAGACUCAUGGCCCCUUAAUGAGUCUGAAACUAGGCAGCUUAACCACAAUAGUUGUUUCUUCAGCAGCCAUGGCUAAAGAAGUCUUACAAAACCAUGAUCUCACCUUCUCCAACCGAACAAUCGGUGACGCUGUCCGAGUCAAACAACACGACGAAGUCGGGUUGCCAUGGAUGCCUGUUUCACCGCUUUCGAGAACCCUUCGCAAAGUAUGCAAUUCACAUUUUUUCAGUAAUAAAAAACUCAACGCCAAUCAAUACCUGCGCCGCAAGAAGAUAGAAGAGCUUCUUUCCUAUGUUCACAAGCAUGGCCGUGCUGGUGUAGCAGUCAACAUAGGCCAAGCAGCUUUCAAUACUUCAAUCAAUUUGUUGUCUAAUACUGUUUUCUCCAAGGAUUUGGUCGAUCCAAAUUCAAAAGAUGCACAAGCUUUCAAGCAAACUGUGUGCAGUAUCAUGGAAGAGGGAGGGAAGACUAACCUAGCUGAUUACUUCCCUGUGCUAAGAAAGAUUGAUCCACAAGGUGUACGGCGCAGGAUGUCAAUUCAUUUAACAAAGUUGCUUAACCUUGUUGACAAAAUGUUCGAUGAGCGGUUGCAUUCAAGAAAAGAGCAUGGGUCUAUUGCCUACGACGAUGUUUUGGACACUCUACUAGACAUCAUUGAAGAUAAUCUCGUGGAACUCAAUAAAACACAUCUCACGCAUUUACUCGGAGUUUUUUUUGUUGCCGGAACAGACACAACAUCAGUUUCAUUAGAGUGGGCAAUGGCAGAAUUACUCCAAAACCCAAAGGUUUUACAAAAAGCGCAGGUAGAGUUAAAGAAAACUAUUGGGAAAGGAAACCAAGUGGAGGAAUCAGACAUUGCUCGUUUACCUUACUUACAAGCAAUCAUCAAAGAAACAUUUCGGAUGCACCCGCCACUUCCUUUGUUGCUUCCUCGUAGAGCUGGACCAGAUGCGGAAAUCCAUGGCUUUAGAAUUCCAGAGGGUUCACAAGUGCUAGUCAAUGCCUGGGCUAUAGGCAGAGAUCCAGACAUUUGGGAGAACCCUGAAUGCUUUAGACCAGAAAGGUUCUUGGGGUUAGAGAUUGAUGUCAAAGGUAGGAAUUUCGAGCUCAUUCCUUUCGGCGCAGGGCGACGAAUAUGUCCUGGAUUGCCUUUGGCCAUGAGGAUGUUGCAUUUAAUGUUAGGUUCCCUUAUUAACAACUUUGAUUGGAAGAUCGAAGGAGGGGUCAUGAACAUGGAAGAAAAGUUUGGGAUCUCAUUACAAAAAGCAGAACCCUUGCGAGCUGUCCCUAUUCCACUUGUUUAAGGAUCUGAAAAUUAGAAUGGUGAUGUUUAUGAUUAAUUAUGCA
This is a messenger RNA of Theobroma umbraticum, 1997 nucleotides long. RefSeq names its product geraniol 8-hydroxylase-like. Lineage: Eukaryota; Viridiplantae; Streptophyta; Magnoliopsida; Malvales; Malvaceae. The record is from RefSeq and is a predicted model, not a curated record. Gene Ontology annotation, molecular function: heme binding; monooxygenase activity; iron ion binding.